AUGGAGACUUACCGUUUCGGCCAUGAAUACAGAAUAAAGAUACUAGUUUUAUUUGGCCUGCCCCUGGUCAUGACCGGAGGGAUCUUAGCUCAUGAGUUUAUGCACGCAUGGCUGAGGCUUCAAGGCGUGUCGCGCUUGAACCCAGAAAUCGAAGAAGGUAUAUGCCAGGUGAUGGGUUACCAAUGGCUGGAUUGGUUCGAAGCAGUAGAUCCAGAGGCAUCGUCUAGCAGAAGUGAGAAGGCUCAGUUCACGAGGAACUUGAAGAAAACUUUCAAGGGUGAAGUAGAAAACAUGUUAGACGGAGCUUAUGGUGAUGGAUUCAGAGAUGCUCAAUGGGCAGUCUCGAGAUAUGGCCUUGACCAUGUCAUCAGGCACAUUAUCCGCCAUAAAACUCUUCCGAGAGAGUGA
Molecule: messenger RNA, 408 nt
Organism: Populus nigra (black poplar)
Lineage: Eukaryota; Viridiplantae; Streptophyta; Magnoliopsida; Malpighiales; Salicaceae
Product: protein DA1-related 1-like
Exons: 3
Coding region: 1-408 (135 amino acids)
Molecular function (GO): ubiquitin binding
Source: RefSeq, a predicted model, not a curated record